Molecule: messenger RNA, 2026 nt
Organism: Capra hircus (goat)
Lineage: Eukaryota; Metazoa; Chordata; Mammalia; Artiodactyla; Bovidae
Gene: PTGER1
Product: prostaglandin E receptor 1
Exons: 3
Coding region: 140-1363 (407 amino acids)
Biological process (GO): inflammatory response; adenylate cyclase-activating G protein-coupled receptor signaling pathway; positive regulation of cytosolic calcium ion concentration
Cellular component (GO): plasma membrane
Molecular function (GO): prostaglandin E receptor activity
Source: RefSeq, a predicted model, not a curated record
GGAGCGGCCUGCCGGAGAGCUCGGGCGCAGCAGGCUGGGGUGCAGCUGGGCAGCGGAGCAGCGGGGCAGCAGGGGCCAAACGGCAGGCAAUGGGGACCCUGCAUCCGAGGCAGCACCGGCCCCACCCCCAGCACCUGACAUGAGCCCCUGCGGGCCCCUCAACCUGAGCCUGGCGGGCGAGGCGACCACGUGCACGGCACCCGGGGCCCCCAACGCGUCCGCCGGACCACCGUUGGGCCUGGCGGGCGCAUCGCCCGCGCUGCCCAUCUUCUCCAUGACGCUGGGCGCUGUGUCCAACGUGCUGGCACUGGGGCUUCUGGCGCAGGCCGCGGGCCGCCUGCGGCGCCGUCGCUCAGCAGCCACUUUCCUGCUGUUCGUCGCCAGCCUGCUGGCCACUGACCUGGCGGGCCACGUGAUCCCCGGGGCGCUGGUGCUGCGCCUGUACGCGGCGGGGCGCGCGCCUGCCGGCGGCGCCUGCCACUUCCUGGGCGGCUGCAUGGUCUUCUUCGGCCUGUGCCCGCUGCUGCUGGGCUGCGGCAUGGCCGUGGAGCGCUGGGUGGGCGUCACGCGGCCGCUGUUGCACGCAGCCCGCGUCUCGGUGGCCCGUGCGCGGCUGGCUCUGGCAGCGCUGGCCGCCGUGGCCUUGGCCGUGGCUCUGCUGCCGCUGGCGCGCGUAGGCCGCUAUGAGCUGCAGUACCCCGGCACGUGGUGCUUCAUCGGGCUGGGCCCGGCGGGAGGCUGGCGCCAGGCGCUCCUCGCCGGCCUCUUCGCGGGCCUUGGCUUGGCUUCGUUGCUCGCCGCGCUCCUGUGCAACACGCUCAGCGGCCUGGCCCUGCUGCGCGCCCGUUGGCGGCGCCGCCGCUCUCGACGGCAGUUCCCAGCCGGAGGAGGCCCCGACAGCCGCCGUCACUGGGGAGGGCGCGGACCCCGCUCGGCCUCCGCUUCGUCCGCCUCGUCCGUUGCUUCGGCCUCCGCCGCCCCGGGCGGCUCUCCGGGCCGUGGCUCCUCGCGCAGAGCCCGCGCACACGACGUGGAGAUGGUGGGCCAGCUCGUAGGCAUCAUGGUGGUGUCGUGUAUCUGCUGGAGUCCCUUGCUGGUGGUGGUGGUGCUGGCUGUCGCAGGCUGGGGUUCCAGCUCCCUGCAGCGGCCGCUGUUUUUGGCCGUGCGCCUCGCCUCGUGGAACCAGAUUCUGGACCCCUGGGUGUACAUCUUGCUGCGCCAAGCAGUGCUUCGCCAACUGCUUCGCCUGCUGCCUUCAAGGGCAGGCGCCAAGGGCAGCCAUGGAGGGCUGGGCCUAACCAGGAGCACUUGGGAGGCCAGCUCGCUGCGCAGUUCUCGGCACAGUGGCCUCAGUUCCUUUUAGGCACAUCCGGCUUCUAAGCCAGACCACCCGGGACCGGCCUCAGGUCCGCAGCGCAGAGACUUCGGGGAAUGAAAUGUUUUUCCGGACAAGCCCAGGGCGGUGGGUCCUGUCCGGGCUGCAGCACCCUGGUAGCCUCACGGAGGCGGCAGAGGCGCUGCGUACGCCUCCAGGGUGUGCAGUUCUUGAACUUGCCACGCGGGGGCAUAGAGACGCAGAGCGGGAGUCUCGGGAGCAUGCGCAAAAAGCCAUGGUCGCAGUCCUGGGGAGCUCCGCUGGGAGCAGAGCAAGAGGGUCUGGGGACGCUAGUCGCCCCUGCCGCCAUCAGGAGUGACUCGCACAACCAUUCGCUCAUCGUGGCCCUGAGCUCCCCCAACACAACCCCAAGUCCCUACCCACAAGCCACGCCCCACCACGGGCCUCUACACAACUCUGAACCCUCUCCCAUUGCAGCCCACCUAGGCUCCCCACCAGUUACAGGCCUGAGUCUCCACCAUCCCUUGGCCCCUCUUCAUAUGACCCCCGACCAGGGCAUCUCCCCAUCACUCCUACACCCCAGUCACCCACUGCUUCCCUUCCCAACUCUUCCCACCUCCAAGCACUCCGCCCCGCCCCCAUCAUCACUGUGCGCAAAAAGAAAACAGGAUGCAUGGAUGGGGCAAACCC